This is a messenger RNA of Macrobrachium nipponense, 2592 nucleotides long. RefSeq lists its product as uncharacterized. Bases 282 to 959 code for a protein of 225 amino acids. Lineage: Eukaryota; Metazoa; Arthropoda; Malacostraca; Decapoda; Palaemonidae. The record is from RefSeq and is a predicted model, not a curated record. The transcript has 2 exons.
CACUGUCUGGUGUGGAAGUAUACGAUGCUGCCAGGCACACGAUGAACAAAGUCACCUGGUUACAGGAUUUUCAAAGUCCGUCAGUUCACUAGGUCUCAAUUGUCCUGUUAACAUGGCCAGCAGUACCUCAGUUAAGGAGAAAAGUUGCCACUGGGACAGAAAAAAAAACCCUGCUACUAAUAGAACUAUACCGGCAAUAUCCAUACUUAUGGAAUGUCAAGGCUGAUGUGUACAAGUAUAGGAACAAACGUGUCGCGUCCAUCAAUGAAAUAACGGCGGGAAUGAAUAGAAGUGGAUUAUCUGUUACUGCUUCUGAAGUGAAGAAAAAAAUAGAAUCCAUCCGUAGUCAAUAUAGGCGAGAGCUACGUAAACUGGAGAAAUCAAAGAAGUCGGGGGCUGGUGCUGACGACAUUUACACCCCCAUAUUAUGGUGUUUUGAUGACCUUUGCUUCCUCAACGAUGGCGACAGCAUGAGAGAAUCCGUGUCAAGUAUGGAUAGCCAAGUGUCUCAUGUGCCUGAAGAAGUGUCUGAUCAUGAGAUUUUCAAUGAUCCUAUACUUCAACAAAAUGAACAUGGUUCUGUAACCCAUACAACACCAACGCCUGUCACACCUGUCCCAAGUACAUCACAGGAUAAUGUACGACCUGCAACGCAUGAGUCUUCACGCAUUCAGACUCAAAGUACCCGAGGGAGAAAAAGGUCUCUACCCACUAACGAGAGGCAUGCGGUGCUUCAAGAAGCGCUUCUUCAACUGAAGGAACUAUCUCGAUCGGAGAAGGAGGAUAGCGAUGAACAAACUGCUUUUGGUGAUGUUGUUGCCAAUGAUUUGCGGAAGAUGAAUGAAGAAAAUAGGAUCCAUGCACAGAAACUAAUUUUUGAGGUACUUUAUCUGGGAAAAUUAGGGACGUGGUUGCAUGGAGCAUAUUGGGGCUUUGCGAUUGUUGACGGACAUGGCUAGGAGAAAGGGGAACAAACUCUUUGUCGUAUUUGUUGAUUUUAGUCAGGCUUAUGAUCUGGUACCAAGAGGAAUGUUAUUUAAGGUUCUGAAACGCUUAGGUUGUGGAGCUGUUAUGUUGGCAGCCUUGAUAGCUAUUUAUAGAGUAACAAACAGCAUAAUUGGUACUGCAAUCAUAACGACUACUGUGGGAGUUCGUCAGGGAAGCUCUACCUCGUGUCUUCUUUUUGUUGUAUACAUUAAUGAUCUUAUUAAGCUUAUUAAGAAUAAUUGCAAUCCUGAUGGGUUUUUAUCGUGGCUCCAUUUAUUAGUCUUAAUGGAUGAUACAGUUCUCCUUGCAACUACCAGGGAAGGUAUCAUCCAUAAGAUAUCAUUAUUGAAGCAAUAUUGUCACACUUAUGGGAUGAAAAUUAAUGCAGGGAAAACCAAGUUUUUUGUUAUUAGUGGAACAGCACAAGACGGUAGGUCAAUUGAAAUCGAUGGUCUUACAGUAGAAUCCUGCUCACAAUAUAUUUGGGAUCGAUCUUUACUGCAGAUGGCUCUGUGUCUUCCUCUGUUGCGGCUCAUGCUCGAUCCAGGAUGCCACAUAUCAAUAAAUUUGUUUCAUUUUUGAAUAAAAAUAAUGAUAUACCUUUUAUUGUUAAAAAAAGAGUUUUUGAUGCUGCUUUAAUGUCAGCUGUCCUGUGUGUGUGUGAGUCGUGGCUGAAUGCGGACUUGAAGCCAGUAGUGAAGUUGUAUAACUGGGGAUUAAAACUAUUGCUUGGCGUUAGAAAGACAACACGCAAUGAAUUAUGUUAUAUUGAAUCGGGGUACCCGCCAUUACGAGAUCUUGUUCGUAGCAAACCGAGAAAGUUUUUUAGUAGGAUGUGGAGAGAGAGGUCUUCGUUGGAGGAUGACCCUUUGAUAUUUUCAAUUAAGACUGCAUUAGGAGCCAGGUAUAACACCAAGACUUACAUAGAAGGACUGAUUAAUGAUAGUAGAGAUGAUGUAAAAAUCGCAAUGGAAACACUCGGACGUAACAUCGUUAAUUCUGACUCCUCAAGAAAAGUUACAUAUAGAGAAAUCAAUCCAGACCUCUUAGUUCAUGACAUCUAUUCUGUUAGGCAUAAUGUUUCUGAAUCAGAUAGUCUCAUUUACUAGGUUCAGAAUUGCAUCUCACUCUCUGGCCGUGGAAGUAGGUAGGUGGGGUAGGAGGGGGAGAGGCCGUCUGCCUUUGGAGGAGCGGUUGUGUACCUGUGGAGCCAUUCAAACAGAAGUACAUGUAACACAAAUAUGCUCAAGGACACAACAUAUCAGAGAUACAUAUAAUUUAUCUAACUUGAGGGAUAUAUUUUCAAAUCGGCGAACCCUGGCAGAGCAAUGUAAGAUUAUAUUAGCUUAAUCCUUUAUGAGUAUUUAUGAAUAUUUGUGUGGUGAAAAAAAAUGAGAUUAAAAAUAGCUUUUUGGAGUAUGAUUUUUGUAUAUAAAUGUCAAAUUUUGUCCUUAAUUUUGUUUGCCAUAUGAUAACUCUUAGUUUUUGUUUUAUUGUUGUAUAAGAUAGAAACCUGUUACUCUUACUUUUGUGUAUAUAAUAUUUUGUAUUGCCAAGUGUAGUGUUUUGCCUUUUGUUGGACCAAAUGUAGAAAAUUACUGUAAA